Messenger RNA from Lacerta agilis (Sand lizard), 2930 nucleotides. It is a transcript of the gene USP13, whose product is annotated as ubiquitin specific peptidase 13. Gene Ontology annotation, molecular function: zinc ion binding; protein binding; cysteine-type deubiquitinase activity. The record is from RefSeq and is a predicted model, not a curated record. Bases 111 to 2711 code for a protein of 866 amino acids. The transcript is spliced from 21 exons. NCBI's taxonomy places the organism in Eukaryota, Metazoa, Chordata, Lepidosauria, Squamata, Lacertidae. Gene Ontology annotation, biological process: protein deubiquitination.
CUUCUCCUCCUCCUCCUCCGCGGGGCUCGGCCGGCUGCGCUCCUCUCUGCUGACCCACCGGCGGGAGCCUGGAGCCGGGCGCGCUCUCGGGGAGCGGCCGGGAGUCGCAGAUGGCGGCGGGGGACGUGGGCGAGCUGCUGGUGCCCUACAUGCCCACUAUCCGGGUGCCCAAGGCCGGCGACCGCGUCUACAAGACCGAGUGCUCCUUCUCCUACGACUCGCCCGAUUCUGAAGGAGGCCUCUAUGUGUGCAUGAACACCUUCCUUGGAUUUGGAAGAGAACAUGUGGAAAGGCAUUACCGGAAGACGGGUCAGUGUGUGUACAUGCAUUUGAAGCGGCACAUGAAAGAGAAAGUAACAGGGGCAUCUGGUGGAGCUUUACCAAAAAGGAGAAACACCAAGCUAUUUUUAGACCUAGAAUCCAAUGGUGAUUUAAACAACGAUGAUUAUGAAUUUGAGGAUGAAGCUAAACUUGUCAUAUUUCCAGACCACUAUGAAAUUCCUUUACCCAACAUAGAAGAGUUGCCAGCUUUGGUUACGAUAGCUUGCGACGCAGUCCUCAGUUCGAAAUCUCCUUAUAGGAAGCAAGACCCAGAUUCAUGGGAAGAGGAGCUGCAAGUCUCCAAACAUGCCAACACUCUUGUACAGAUGGACAAUGGAGUCAGGAUUCCUCCCAGUGGCUGGAAAUGCUCAAAAUGCGACCUGCGGGAGAAUCUUUGGCUGAAUCUCACAGAUGGGUCAGUACUGUGUGGAAAGUGGUUCUUUUACGGCAGUGGAGGAAAUGGACAUGCGCUGGAACACUAUAAGGAGAUGGGUUAUCCCUUAGCAGUGAAGCUUGGAACAAUUACUCCCGAUGGCGCAGAUGUCUAUUCCUUUGAUGAAGAGGAGGCGGUUUUGGACCCACACAUAGCCAAACACUUAGCACAUUUUGGCAUUGAUAUGCUCCAAAUGCAUGUAACGGAGAAUGGCUCGAGAGAUAACGACAUCAAACCCAGAGUCUCUGAAUGGGAAGUGAUCCAAGAGUCUGGCAUGAAGCUAAAACCAAUGUAUGGUCCAGGAUACACUGGCAUGAAAAACCUGGGCAACAGUUGCUAUGUCAACACUGUCCUACAAGCCAUUUUCAGCAUCCCUGAAUUUCAGAGAGCGUACGUGGGAAACCUUCCAAGAAUAUAUGACUACUCUCCUCUAGACCCAACACAAGAUUUCAACACGCAAAUGGCUAAAUUGGGACAUGGCCUCCUUUCAGGCCAAUACUCUAAACCACCAACGAAAUCUGAGCUCAUUGAACAGGUGAUGAAAGAAGAACACAAGCCUCAGCACAAUGGUAUCUCUCCUCGCAUGUUCAAAGCUUUUGUAAGCAAAGGGCACCCUGAAUUCUCAUCCAAUCGGCAGCAAGAUGCACAGGAGUUUCUCCUGCACCUUAUACAUCUCAUAGAGAGGAACCCCAUUGGUUCAGAAAACCCGACUGAUGUCUUCCGGUUCUUGGUGGAAGAACGCACACAAUGCUGCCAGUCCAGGAAAGUCCGAUAUACCGAGAGGGUGGACUAUCUCAUGCAGUUGCCUGUAGCAAUGGAAGCUGCAGUGAACAAAGAUGAACUGAUUGCUUAUGAAUUGAAGAGGAGAGAAGCUGAAACUGCAAGGAGGCCCCUGCCGGAGCUCGUACGCGCCAAAAUCCCUUUUAGUGCCUGUCUGCAGGCCUUUUCAGAACCAGAUAAUGUAGAAGACUUCUGGAGCAGUGCCCUUCAAGCCAAGUCUGCUGGAGUUAAAACCUCUCGCUUUGCUUCAUUUCCUGAGUACCUGGUAGUACAGAUAAAGAAGUUCACUUUUGGCUUGGACUGGAUACCUAAGAAGCUUGAUGUCUCCAUAGACAUGCCAGAUCUUCUGGACAUCAGCCACCUCCGUGCCACAGGCCUCCAACCAGGAGAGGAGGAGCUCCCAGAUAUCUCUCCACCCAUUAUCAUUCCUGAUGACCCCAAAGGUACUGCCUGCUACCACGAGGAUCUCUACUUCCCCACCAUUCUCCACCACAACUAUGGCAUGACGAACCAUUUCAUGGAGCCUCCAGAUAUUGAUGAAUCCUCAGUGAUGCAGCUAGCCGAGAUGGGUUUUCCACUGGAAGCAUGCCGUAAAGCUGUCUACUAUACAGGCAACAUGGGUGCUGAGGUGGCUUUCAACUGGAUCAUUGCCCACAUGGAAGAACCAGAUUUUGCUGAGCCCUUAGCCAUCCCUGGUUACGGAGGAGCCACUUUUCCUGGGGCAGGUGGAGCAGCAGUUGUUGGGCUGGAUAACCAGCCCCCAGAAGAAAUGGUUGCCAUCAUUACCUCUAUGGGCUUUCAGCGGAAUGUAGCUUUCCAUGCGCUACGGGCAACAAAUAAUAACCUGGAGCAUGCAUUAGACUGGAUCUUCAGUCACCCAGAGCCAGAAGAGGAGAACGAAACGACUUCUGAAACCAUGGACCUAGAGAACCAUGUGAAUGCCAACAUCCUUGCAGAAUCUGAUCCAGAAGGACCCAGGAUCAAAGACGGCUCUGGGCGAUAUGAACUUUUUGGGUUCAUCAGUCACAUGGGAACAUCUACAAUGAGUGGCCAUUAUGUUUGUCAUCUCAAAAAGGAGGGAAGGUGGGUGAUCUACAAUGACCUCAAAGUCUGUGCCUCUGAGCGACCACCCAGGGAGUUGGGGUAUAUUUACUUUUACCGCAGGAUACCAAGUUAGGCCUUAGUAAACGCCCCUUGGCCUUAAGAAGCCAUAAGCCUUUUUAUUCUGCCAAAAAGUCGUUUCAAACAAGCAAAGCCUUUGGACUGCCAAAAGGAGCAAAAAGGAAAACAUUUGGGUACUAUUUAUUGCUUAAAAUCAGGAUCAGUCAUUUGAUGCCUUCUUACACUGUAGUGGAGGAAUUUCUGUUGGGUCACAGUGCGUUCUAUGAUAAUUUUU